UAGUGCUGAUAGAAACACUCGCAGUUCUUUUGAGCAUAGUAUGCGAAGUCCACAAUGCCUCCGUCGCACGACCCCAGGGCUGGCAGGCUGGAUCGCCACCUUCCCCGCGGCCGCGCCAGAAUACUUGGCCGCUUGGUCGUACUCUCUAUAGUGCUCUCCUUCGUCUACGUACUAGCACUGCUGACGAGUCCAGCGUUCCUAUUCCGUCCCGCGGCACCGCACCGGCAGCCGUCCGCGCUGCCGCAGAGCGGGUGCGAGACGGCGAGGAACUGCACGGGGUCGCUGCUGGACCGCUACGUGUACCUCCAACACGACGCGGAGUUCAGCUGGAAGGACACGGGCAACAGAAUGAGGGCGAAGGAGAAGGGCGGGUGGUGGACGGGGUACAUCCUCGAGGUCACUCUGCACCGCUGGCUCAAUGCGUCCGCCACCAACCGCCACGUGUGGUGGCACUUCAUGACGCUCAUGGCACCGGACCGCAUGCACGGGGCGCACAAGGGCUUAGUGCUGUUCUUCGUGGGCGCGGGGUGGAGCGUGAAGAACAGGUUGCUCGUGCCCUCCAAGGACGGCACCUUCUUCCGCCUCGCCGCCCCACUGGUGGUGGAUCUUGGCAUUCUGGGGGUCAUGCUAGACCAGGUGCCCAUGAUGCCCAUCGACUUCUACAUGGGUCCACCCGGGGUGGGCAAGGCGCUCAUGCUGGAGGAGGAGGAGAUCAUGGCGCAUGCCACGGCCAUGUUUCUGCUGAACCCCAGCGACUACGAGUGGGCCAUGGAGUUCCCCAUGGCCAAGUCCGUGGUGCGCGGCUUCGAUGUCGCGCAGCUCGCAGCUCGGGCGCUGCUGCCCUCCGUGCCUGUGGAGGGUUUUGUGAUGAUCGGCGUGAGCAAGAGGGCUCUUUGCGCCUGGCUCGCUGCCGCCCUGGACAAGCGCGUGGUGGGGCUGAUCUCGUACGGCUACGACUUCUUCAACAUGCGCGCCACCUACCGGCACAUGUUCCGCUCGCUGGGCGGCUGGCCCAUCCUGCUCCGCUUCCACGUCGACUACAACCUAACCCGCAAAAUACUCGAACCGGAAUUCAAGAAGUUUGUGGACCUGGUGGACGCCUACAGCUACCGCGAGCGCCUCACCAUGGCGAAGCUGGUGGUGUCGGCCGCCAACGAUGAGUUCUUUGCCAUGGACGACAGCUACAACUACUUCGCCGGCCUCCCAGAGCCCAAGUUCCUCAAGGUGGUGCCCAACAUCGACCACAUGGUGGUGCACCUGUCGCAGUGGGGAUACGACGCCUGUGCGUCCUUCUUCCUCACUCUCCUCAACGACACCUCCUCCUGCGCCUCCCUCCCCUCGUCCGUCCGCCCGUCCCUCACCUGGCUGCCUCCCAACGCCUCCUCCCCUACCCGCUCUCAGCAAUCCUCCUCGUCUUCGUCCCCCACCUCCACCAAUCCCACCACCACCACCACCACCACGACCAGCAGCGGCAGCAUUGGAAGGGCGGGGCUCUUCUCUCUGGCCUUAGGGGCCGACCCGUCUCCCCCUCCGCUGCUGCUGCCCUGGUCCUGCUCCCCCUUACUCACACAUGUGCACUGGCCCAAACUGACCUGGCGCUUGGACUGGCCCUCCUACACCAUCCAUGCCACGUCAGAGGUUAAGCCCGCGGCUGUGCUAGCAUGGACUGGCAAAACGUUCGUGGGCAGCAAACGACGCGACUUCCGAUUCAUUCUUCACCAGGGGAGAACGGGAUGUGUGAUCCCCUUCAGGGGUGAUGCAUCAAGCUACGUGGGCAAGCUGGGCAAGCUGUGUGUGCAGCCCAUCCCAUUCUUCCCCGAUAAAGUCACACCCCCUACAAGGGGGGACGACGGCAAGUGGCAUUUCAGUGCCACUGUGAGCGACAUUCCCAAGGUGGGGUAUCGAGCGCUGUGGAUUCAAGUGGACUACGAUCUACCGAGUUACCACAAGCCCUUUUCCAUCACCACAGAAGCAAUCAUUGCGCCAAACAAUUACCCCUUUGAAUAUUGCGACACGGCAAAAUGCCAUAAUGUACUCGUGUAACAGUUCAAGAAAAGAAUGGUAUAUUCUUGUGUAGCGUACUUGAAAAUAAAGAUCAAUGUGCUGAAGCAUCAUGGACCAGGCUCCCAAAUUGGUUUUGGGCCUGUCUGAUUCGUCAGAGUCCACUGCCUUCCCUUGGUAUGGGUGUCAGAGUUACCUCCUUGAAAAAGUCUGAAAAAUCAGAGUAGCCUUCGAUGUUUUGUC
Molecule: messenger RNA, 2244 nt
Organism: Closterium sp. NIES-67
Lineage: Eukaryota; Viridiplantae; Streptophyta; Zygnematophyceae; Desmidiales; Closteriaceae
Source: the annotation of a GenBank genome assembly